Molecule: messenger RNA, 2668 nt
Organism: Eptesicus fuscus (big brown bat)
Lineage: Eukaryota; Metazoa; Chordata; Mammalia; Chiroptera; Vespertilionidae
Gene: RETREG2
Product: reticulophagy regulator family member 2
Exons: 9
Coding region: 153-1796 (547 amino acids)
Source: RefSeq, a predicted model, not a curated record
CAGGCCCGUCGCUCCGCCAUCACGUGUUGCCCGGCGGCUGCCUCCGCGGCGCUCUCCGCGGCGUGCGCCCCCUUCCGCCUGACGCGCCCCCGGCGGCGGCGGCCGCGCAGCCCUGGCUCCUCGCGGGCUUGGGCGGCGGCUGCGGCGGGGCUAUGGCGAGCGGCGGUGGCGGGGGUAGCGCGGGCGGGGGCCUGGGCCUAGGCCCGGGCCCGGUUCUGAGCCUAAGCAUGGGUGAGGCCACCAGCGAGGCGGACGAGGAGGCGGCCACGGCCGAGGCGGUGGGACGCCUGGCCACGACGCUGUGGCUGCGGCUCCGCGGCUGGGAGUCGGUGCUGGCGGCGGCGCAGCGGCUGCUGGUGUGGGAGAAGCCGCUGCACAGCCUGGUCACGGCGGCCGCGCUCAACGGCCUCUUCUGGUUGCUGUCUUCGUCGUCCCUCCGGCCCAUCUUCCUACUCAGCGUCUCACUUUUGGCCUAUUUUCUGCUGGAUCUAUGGCAGCCUCGCUUCCUCCCUGACAUGCCAGCAUCAUCCCCAGAGGAGCCACACUCUGACAGUGAGGGUGCGGGGUCAGGCGCCCGGCCGCACCUGCUGAGUGUGCCCGAGUUGUGCAGAUACCUGGCUGAGAGCUGGCUCACCUUCCAGAUUCACCUGCAGGAGCUGCUGCAGUACAAGAGGCAGAAUCCAGCUCAGUUCUGUGCUCGAGUCUGCUCUGGCUGUGCUGUGUUGGCUGUGCUGGGACACUAUGUUCCAGGGAUUAUGAUUUCCUACAUUGUCUUGCUGAGUAUCCUGCUGUGGCCCCUGGUGGUUUAUCAUGAGCUGAUCCAGAGGAUGUACACUCGCCUCGAACCCCUGCUCAUGCAGCUGGACUACAGCAUGAAGGCAGAAGCUGACACCCUGCAUCACAAACACGACAAGAGGAAGCGGCAAGGGAAGAACACACUCCCCGGAAGUGAUGAGCCACUGGCAGACACAGAGAGUGAAAGCGAGGCAGAACUGGCUGGCUUCUCCCCGGUGGUGGAUGUGAAGAAAACAGCACUGGCUUUGGCCAUUACAGACUCGGAGCUGUCAGAUGAGGAGGCAUCUAUCUUGGAGAGUGGCGGCUUCUCAGUAUCCCGGGCCACAACUCCACAACUAACUGAUGUCUCUGAAGAUUUGGACCAGCAGAGCCUGCCAAGUGAGCCAGAGGAAGCCCUGAGCCGGGAGCUGGGGGAGGGAGAGGAGACAGAGAUGACCCCUCCCGAAGACGUGCUGGGCCCCCCUGAGGUCCUCUCAAGGCAAGACCUGGACUCAGAGGAGGAAGAGGAAGAGGAGGAGGAGGAGGAGGAAGUUGUGGCAGCCAAGGAAACCUUGCUUCGGCUCUCAUCCCCCCUUCACUUUGUGAACACACACUUCAAUGGGGCAGGUUCUCCCACGGAUGAAGUAAAGCUCUCCCCAGGAGGACCAGUGGAGACACUGAGCCCAGAGGCAGUGAGUGGUGACCCCGCCACGCCCUCAAGCACCCUGUCACCCCUGCUUUGCCUUGCUGAAAGUGAUCCAGUCCCUUCCAUCUCAGUGCUCCCACCUCUUCCCCAGGACUCUCCCCAGCCCCUGCCUGCCCCUGAGGAAGAAGAGGCACUUGCCUCUGAGGACUUCGAGUUGCUGGAUCAGGGGGAGCUGGAGCAGCUGAAUGCGGAGCUGGGGUUGGGGCCAGAGACAUCCCCAGAGCCCCCUGAUGCUCCACCCCCUCCACCCCUAGGGCCCAACACCCUUUCUCUGUUACAGUCAGACCAAGAAGCUGAGACCAUGGCAGAGCCAUGAGCCAUGGAAGAAAUUGCAGGCACAGUAAUAAGGCUUCCUGGCUAGGGCUGUCACUACUCUCUCCUUUCUCUACUAUUAGGAGCGGCAGUACGUGGGGAAGCUGGCUGUCAGGUGAUAGCUAGUCCACUUUCUGCCUACCUGCCUGCCUGUUGUCCCAGUCCUGCUUACAGUGCCUGGGAUUGGUUUCAAGUUUGUAAAUAACUUUACAUUUGGGUUAGUGGAUGUGAACAGGGCUAGGGAAGUUCUUCCCUCAGCCUGCACUUGCCUCCCUGUCUCAUCUCUAUUCUCAUUCCACUCUGCCCUAAACCCUGGUGGUCUAUCUUUUUCCUUUUCCUCCUAUCCUCAGGGACCUGUGCCGGUCUGUCCUUGUGUCCCACUUGUUUAGUUUAGACACUUUACAUUUUUCUCUCCUGUCCUGUGCUCUUCUCUGCUUUAUUUCCCUGCUGUGUCUUGUCCUUAGCAGCUCAAUCCCCACUCCGCCAGCUCCUCCUCCCUGGCUAAAACUUUAAGGAGGGUCCUGUUUGGGAGGUGCAGACUAAACCUGGGGUGGUGGGUCAGGCCAGUAGUUGAGCACUUAGGUCACUGAAGCCUGUGGAACCUCCACUGCACCCUUGGCCUAGUUCAUCCCAGCCUUUUAGAUACAGGAGCAGAGCAGGGAUCCCACAGCACGUGUACCAGCACUGUGUUAGUGAGCAGGAGCUCUGUCUUGUUGGGAAGAGGGGCUUUCUUACUGUUCCAGGGAAGAAAAGGAGACCUGUUCCGCUGGGCCAUGAGUAGUUCAAGUGUGGUGGGACCCCCUACUAGAGUGAGGAAGUGGACAGUAACAUCUGUGCAGGUGUUGAUUGGAAAAAUAAAAUGUUGAUUGGCUAGAA